AUGGAGACAUGGAGAAAAAUGAAGUCUUUUGGGCAGAAGAGCUUUUCAAGCACGGCUUCGAUCAGCAAGAGCAAGUCUUGGAAUGGUUCUGCUCAUCUUGAGAAUGCUAUGAACAACGAUUCAACAGGAAAAGUAAAGAAAAAGUCGCCGCCGCCACACGGGUGUUUCACAGUUUACGUGGGUCCCACGAAACAGAGGAUCGUGGUGAAAACGAAAAUGUUGAACCAUCCUUUGUUCAACAACUUGUUAGAAGAAGCAGAGACUGAAUAUGGAUAUAGAUGUGAUGGGCCCAUUGUUCUUCCUUGCGAGGUUGACUUCUUCUUCAAGGUUAUGGCUGAUAUGGAGUCUAAUGGUGAUGAGUAUGAUGAAGAUGAUGAUGAUGAUGAUGAUGAUGAUGGUAUGGCUAAUCCUCCGAUUUGCGGGUUGGGUAGUCCCUAUAGAUGUGCUGGUCUCGAUUCCACGGGCGUGAGACGGAGCGGCUCGUACAAGCUUCUUCGAUCUCCAUCUUUGUUCAAAUUAAAUAGAUUUUGA
Molecule: messenger RNA, 531 nt
Organism: Eruca vesicaria subsp. sativa (arugula)
Lineage: Eukaryota; Viridiplantae; Streptophyta; Magnoliopsida; Brassicales; Brassicaceae
Source: the annotation of a GenBank genome assembly